AGCCCGGGGCUGCCGGCGAGGAGGAGGCAGCGCUGGGCACCCCAGGUACGGCUCUGGGGGCUUUGACCCUCCCGGUGCUCGAGGGGCACUCCGGGCAUCACCCACCCCGGGCCGGGGGAUUUGGGACCCCCGGGGCCCGUCCCGGCGCUGCCGGAUGCCAACACUGGGGUGAGCAGCGACAGCGACAGGAGAGCAGGAGCCCAUGCUGCUGAGGGAACACGGCAGUGACGAGCCGGGUCGGUGCCACUCGGGGCUGGUGGCAGGAGCAGCUGAGCCCCGGGGACAAGGAGAGUGUGGGAACUCCGAGUGGACUAGAGGAGGGGAGUCCCCGGUUGGUGCGUGAGCGGGACCCGGAGCAGCCUGAGCCGAGCUGAGCCGAGCUGAGCCGAGCUGAGCUGAGCUGAGCUGAGCAUGCCAGAGCCGGCGCCGCUCGGAGGGGACAGGAAAGCAGCGGAGAGGAAGCGGGUGGAGAAGGUGGGAGCCAAGGCAGCACCUCCAGUGCCCAGGAGCCUCCCGGUGCAGAGCAAGGCAGAGCCCCCCAGCCUGGAGCCCUCGGAGGAGCCACUGCUCUGGGAAGGGCUCACCCUCAACAAGUGCAUCCUGGUGGCCUCCGUGGUGGCCCUGCUCAGUGUCACCUUCCAGGUGCUCCAAGCACCAUGUUCCAAGGAGGGGAUCACCCGAGGCCGGCAGGAGCCUCCACCACCACCUCCUCCCCUUCCCGAGGUGCUGAGCCCCAAGGAGGAGGUCCCAGAAGUGGGGACAGCCCGUCCUGUCCCACCGGAGAGCAGCGCGUUGGAGGGUGGAGAGGAGGAGGAGGAGGAGGAUGACGAUGACAGCGAAGCCGACAGCAACCUGGCAGAACCCUGGAUCUUCAAGAAGUGGUUUGGCCGCGCGACUCCAGAGGAUGAGGACAAGGAUGAAGUUGAGGAUAAGGAUGAGUAUGAAGACAAGGAUGAAGAACCCACAGAUGUCCCCGAGGUGCCACUGGCUGCAACAGAGGUGAAGAAGAGUCAGGAGAAGCAGGAGAAGCAGGUGGAGAAGGAGGUGGAGAAGGAGGAAGAGAAGGAAAAGCAGGAGGAGGAUGAGGAAGAAAAGGAGGAGAAAGAGGAGAAGCAGGAGGAGGAUGAGGAAGAAAAGGAGGAGAAAGAGGAGAAGGAGGAGGAGGAGGAGGAAGAAAAGGAGGAGGAGGAAGAAAAGGAGGAAGAGGAAGAAAGGGAGGAAGAGGAGGAGGAGGAGAAGAAGAAAAAGGAGAAGAAGGAGGAGAAGAAGGCCCGGGAAGGCCGUGCUGUCCAUGCAGAGCGCAGCAGCCGGAGAGAGGCACAAGCCAAGGACAGGACACCAGGGAACAAACCUGGCAGAGCCCCCAGGACCCCCAGGGACCCUGAGCAGCAGCCUCAGAAGAAACGGGACCGGGAGAGGAAGGAGAGGAGGGAGAGGAAGGAGAGGAAGGAGAGCCGGCGGGAGCGGGAGGAGCCCAGGAGGGAGGGGGGGAAGGGCCGUCCUGGCAGGGCCAACGGCAGCCGGGAGAGCCCCAAGAGGGACUGGAAGCAGCAGAAGGGCAGGAAACCCUGGGAAUCAGCUCUGGGCAAGGACGGCAGGGCCAGGGAGGGCAAGAGGCGCGACUGAGGCCAGGGCGGCCGAGGGGCUCCGUGACACCGGAUCCAGGGACACCCAGGGGGAUCCAACCCACCACUGCCCCCAGCUCCUGCCUGUUCUCCAGGGACACCCCUGGGCCAUGGGCAGCACCCCAGGAUCCCUGAGCAGCAGCAGAGCAGCCCAGGAGCCUGGCACGAGCCUCCCCGGGGACUUUGGGCCCCCCUGGAUCAAAUGGCCAAAGGUGACCUGAAAGGACCCGGGGAAGGAGCUUCUCUUCAGGCUUCGUGUCCCUGCCCCGUCCCCACCCAAACCCCCUGCAGGUCCUUCCCACCCACGGGGUCAUUUCCACCCAGGGCAGCACAGUGGGGUCCCACUGACCCCAGGGAACAGAGUUGGUCUCCAGACUGUGCAGCUCUUCAGUUACUGGUUUUAUUUAAAGCAAAUCAAGAGAGAAGAAUAUCCUGGGUUACAGAACCAGAGGGACAUCGGGGACAGACCCCCCCGACCUCACUCGGUGCCGUCGCUGAGGGUGGCACAGAACUUGCAGGAAACAGAACCAGGUUGGAGCCCCUCACUGGGGAUCCCUUCAGGCUUUGCCUUCACCUUUCAGGAAGGAAACACAAGUGCAAACCUCACACAGCACUGGAGCCACUGCAGGAGACGGUCACAGCCCCAACCCAUGGCAGGUUUCGGUAUUUGCUGAAUCAAUAGAGGUUAAAAUAAACUAUUUUCAUUUUUAAUAA
Molecule: messenger RNA, 2339 nt
Organism: Pseudopipra pipra
Lineage: Eukaryota; Metazoa; Chordata; Aves; Passeriformes; Pipridae
Product: cilia- and flagella-associated protein 251-like
Exons: 8
Coding region: 412-1626 (404 amino acids)
Source: RefSeq, a predicted model, not a curated record